UAAAGUUAUAAUCCUCUAUAAUUGGUUGCACGUGCUACAUGUGAUACAUCUGCAUCGUUGACGAAUUAUAAUUCGAUGUGUGCGAAGAGAAAAGCAACGCGUGCUGGCUGCGAAGGAAAGGAAAAAAUCAACAAGAAGGAAGAGCAAUGGCGACAUUGGAUCGUAAAAUACCCAGUGCGGAUACGUUCCAGUGCAAACCGUGGUCUGCUUACACCGAUACAGCUGUAUCACACUGUUCUGACAUCCCAAUAUUAGAACAUACGGAAAGAUUUCGAUAAGUAGUGAAGCAAUUAAAGUAGGAAAGAGGAUAUGCACUUGUUUGGACAGUAUACGGCACAUGAUGAUUCCUGUCUUGUUUCAUGCAAUCAAGUUGUCAAACCCCAUGGCUUCCAGACACAUUGUGGCUGGGGAGUACUUGCGCACUGAGUAGAGAGGACAGCUCCAUCUCUGCCCCCAGAGCCAUGCACAGCAAGAACCAGAGGAGGCAGGGGUCCCCCGUGGUCCCGAUGAGGGACAGAGCCCCGCUGGCUCACGGCUCCGGCAGCCCGUCCCAGCCGAAGCCCUUCAGAGCGCCCAGAGACGGCAGGGCGCCGCACACGGUCUACCCACCGAAAGGGGCCCGAGGCCGGCCGUGUGUGUCUGUUCCUGUGGUCAGUCUGGAGAAGAUGCCCUGUCUGGGGAGGAACGACGGGGCCCACGUCCGACUCAACUGCACGUCCACCACGUCAUCUUCCUCGUCCUCAUCCUCGUCCUCUGCUGCCGCCGUGCUCAAGCCCUCUCGCAAGCCCCCAGACCGGGUUCCUAACGGCAGAAUACCCAGCGGCCCCCCCUCCGCCCCCGACAGACGACCCAGCGCCUCUCCUUCCGCGCUGGACCGGCGGCCGGCCUCCUCCCCUGGCCCCUCCCCCUCCUCUCUAGACAGACGGCCCAGUGCCCCGCCCACUCCGCUGGACAAAAAGCACCAAAAUGGCACCAAGGGCAGCAAGCCGUGUAAGAGGAUGUCAGCCAGGGUAUUUGAUCCCAACAAGCACUGCGGAGUCCUGGACCCUGAGAGCAAGCGGCCCUGCACGCGCUCUCUGACCUGCAAGACUCACUCUCUCACCCAUCGGCGGGCGGUGCCAGGGCGGAAGAAGCUGUUUGAUUCGCUGCUGGCGGAGCACAAGGGGCGAGUAAAGGAGAAGGAGAAGGAGAAGGAGAAGGAGAAGGAGAAGGAGGCGCAGUCCGCCCGCGAGCAGCAGCGGGGCCGUGAUCCCGGUCACGGCCUCCCUGCCCAGUCACAUGACCCCCCGUGCGGCCCACCCACAAACGGCAAGACUCCGUCUCCAUCGAAGGCCAGGCCUGUCUGCGCAUACGUGCCCAGGACUCCUGGCAGCAGGGGCGGGGUCAGUCAGAACUGCUGCCCCGGCCCGGCCCCCGACGCGGGGCCCCUCGGCCUCGGAGCGGAGGGGGGUGGCCGGCCGUCCAGCGAGGAGGACGAGGGCGCGGUCCCAGACGAAUCGGAGAGGCCGGACUGCCACUGCUCGCCGCGCCACCCUCGGCCCGUGGGGUGCUGCUCUUUUGGCAGUCGGCUGAUGGGGCGGGGCCACUACGUCUUCGACAGGCGGUGGGACCGAACGCGUCUAGCGCUGCACCGCAUGGUGGAGAGGCACGUCAACUCUCUGAUGUGGCGGAAGAUCCCGCAGGCCGAUGAGAGCCCCACCCCCUCUCCGGGGGCGAUUCCAGCUGCGCAGGCCUUCCUGAGCCCCUCCUCCGGCGGCUCAUUCGGCAUUGGCCUGCCCCUGCUGUCCCCGCCUGCGGCCUUCGUCAACCAAUCAGAGGGCGUCUCCAUGGUGUCCUACUCUGCCACGUUCCCCCCCGGUGGCGGGGGUGUGUUCAGCAUCGUGGACUCCUCCUCCAUCGUGGCUCCGUUCCCCGCCCUCUCUGCCAUGUCGUCCCGGGGCUCCAGGCCCCGUGCUAAAUCCAGCAGGCCCCCGAAGGCGCCCCCGCCCACCUCCGGGGCGCUGGGCGUGGCGGGAGGCGGGGCAGCGGGCGGGGCAGAAGGCGGAGCUGUCGGAGGGAAGAAGAAGAAGCCCCCGCUCUCCUACGUGGCCCCCCACAGGAGGAACAGUGUGGCCGCCGUGCCCCCCCUCAACCCCCACCCCGCCCGCCCCGCCUUCUGCAGCAACGGGGUGCCCCCCCUCAGUGCCAAAACCGAGCCUUCCCCGCACGACACAGACUUCACCGUGCCACGCCCCCUCUCCGGGGACCACGCCCUGUCGGUCCACAGCCCCCUCCCCUUCUCCGCGGCCUACGGGAGGAAGCGGAAGAGCUGCGGUCCCGGCGCCAGCAUCAGCAAGACCGCCAAAACAUCAGGGCUGAGCAGCAUCUUCAGGAAGGGCUUGUUGGAGCCCCCCCACGCCUCCCUCCCCCGGCAGGUAAACCCUAAUCUCGCCUGGAGCUCCUGAGUCCCGAGUCCCGUACUAGUCACCUUAUCAGUACCCAGCGAUCGCAGCACAGCCUGGCUCAGGGCUACGGCAGCGCUAGUGGAUUUGCGCGGAGAGGGCGGCAUAAUAAACGCACACAUUCGCCCACCAAGUAUUUGCGCUUGCAUCGGCAUCUGGAUGAAUCUCCUUGGUGGCCCGUUGUAGUGAAUCCGAACGUUCAUCAGCUGUCAUAUUUCUCUCAGCGUAGCUGUAGUAGCUGAUCUUUCCCCUGCUGGUCUCAGUUUGAAGUGGCUCGGCGAGUGCGAGCUGCAGCUUUUUGUGUUGUUUCGCUACACAUGUUUUGGAGGAGGAAAAAGGGAUUCAGUUUGAUCCAGCAUUGUCUCUGGAGUUCAAAGCUGAUUUGUUCCGGCGGGACAUGAAAGGGGCUCAUUGUUUCGGGGCCCCCGAAUGUUUCUCUGGGUGGGCGGCGGCCCGCAUCCACGGCUCUUUGUUGUUCCAGCCCGCGGUCCAUCGCUGACGGCACCUCGCGAGAGACGCGGAAUGCCUGAGCGGCGCGGCGAGGACGGGCCACGGGGCGUCACCGCGGCGACCGACGUCCCCGCCGCUUGCGGUGGGAUCCAGCGCAGCCCAGCGAUGACGUCGCUUCCGGGGGGGCGGGGGGGGGGGGUCAUCGCACUGUACUCAUCCCGAGGCCUGGGCCUUUCGGCCGGGGCGGGCUGAAUGCUCCUUUGGGAGGUGGUCGGUGUUGCUCCGGCCGCGCUCACAGCACCACUACUCACUCUGCUCCACUUCCCCUCCAGCUCACCGGUUUAAUCCAGCAGGGCGGAGCUGUCAUGGGAACCGGCUCCCUUCGGAACGACACUAACAUCCGCCCCCAGCCGAGCAGCUAUACACAAUUACAGCAAGCACUUAGCGUUAUGCAAAAAAAACCCUGUUCUGAAGGGGAAAGAGUCAGCCGAUCUUUAACUUCUACAGCGCAAAGUGCAUUUCAUUCACACUCGAGAUGUAACCGGAUCCCUUGUCUUGUUCUCUUGUGAAAAUGAGUACUGGACUUAUAUGGAAGCUUGUUAAGCAGAGGGACAUGGCGGGUGUUUCUGUGGGGGGGGUUUGAACAUGGGCCACCUGUGCACCCUCUGCUUCAGGCUUAUGGAUCAGACACGGCGAGGCUCCUGUAGGAGAGAGCGGCUCCUGCUGGUCAGUGUUAAAAGUGCACUUACUUCCAGGUCUCUUCACACCUGGACUGCAACUGGUUGCAGGACGCAACCGGGAAAUUUGUACCAAGGGAAUUUGUACUACUUGUCCUGUUCUGCAAGUAAUGUCAGGUAUUCAAGGAGACAUUUCGUUUUUACAUUUCGCACAGCAUGGAGUCAAGACCUGGCACCCCAAAUUGUAAUAUUUUAUAGCAUUGGUUUUGUAUAAUAUUUAUGGUUCCUUUCGAUACCUUUCUAACUGACCAGAAUAGCGCUACAGAUGUUGAGCAGAAUUAUAUUUGUAUUUUCUUUUUAAAUAUGAAAGUAUUAUAAGCGUUCCUAUCAUUGGAAAGAAAUGUGUACAUAUCAUUAGUAUUUUUGUAUUUAUUAUUUUCUCAGAGCUAAACAGCAUUUAGGAAUUUUGUCCUGUUCCCCCCCCCCCCGCCACAGUCGCAUGAAAUGUGGGUUAGUGAGGGGCAUGGCAUCACCUUGCUUGUGGUUUUCCUGCCUUUAUCUCGCUCUUCCCAGAACGGCCUGGUGUUGGAAGGGUGUUUGCCUUGGCAGGGCGUCCGACUGGAUGAGCCUUUUUGUUUUUCUUGAGCUCUUUGCCGCGAUGCUAAACCGUGAGCCCCACGCCCCGUUCUGAGGCACUUCCCCUUGCCCCAACGGGUCCGUGCCGACACCCAGCCCAGAGGUCCUUCUCUAGGCCCAAAAUGAACAUCUGCGUUUUCCGGCGUGCCUUGACUGAAGGAAAGUGACACCACAGCAGUAGUGUGGUGAGAUUGACCGCCUGUGUCCCUCAGGCCUGUUGCUCAGGAGCUGGUCUGAGCUCAUUUAAGCUAUUGAAGUAAAUAGGAAACGGAGCACUCAAUUUGGGGACCGUCUUUAAUUUACAUGGCGCGGCACGCUCGGGCCUUGUCUUCCCUGUGCAAAUGCAAUGCCCGAGUAUUCGCCAAAUUUCCAAGAAGGCUUCAGCAAAGCGGCUCCCCCGCCGCCUAAUGAGACCUUGACAGAUGCACUGGAUGUCCGUGCAGUGAUAGAUGAUGUCAUUAAUAUCCACUUUCAAAAAAAAAAAAAACACAGAGGCUGCAGUGCGACACUGUCGGAGCUGUGAACAGUUGUCUUCAUUAUUGCCCCGAUGCCAAGCGGCGAACGCAAACCCGGGUUUUAGCGGCCGGCGCCGUCGCGCUGAACGACCCAGUCAGAUUACUCGCUCGUAUGCACUUUCUCCAACAUCAGGAACUUUGUCUGCACUUAAUUAUGUAUAUUAGCUUUAAAAUAUGUAGGCCAUUAAAAAAAGAUUGCCUGCUGAUGGUAAUACCAGCUUUUCCCCCAUAAAUCUUGGAGCUGCAUUUAUGUUUCAGUGGCUGGGGAUACGCAGUAGCACUCGCCCACAUUGUUGCUACAGUGUGUCUUGCUGGUGACUCUUUAUUUUUGUUUGAUUCCUUCCUUUACCAUCAUUGCUUCCUGCCCCUGUACUGGACACAGUUCUUCCUCAGUUCUUAUCCCACCCACCCCCACCCCCACCCACCCCUCAGCAUUGUGGAGCUCAGGUCAUUGGGGAUGUGUUCAAAGGGGUGUGGAUUGCUGUUGUCUGGAGAGCUGAGCACUUCCACAUCCUCUGUAAUCCAAGCAGAGGUUGAUUCAGGGUUUUUUUCAUAUGGACUGCCUGGGAGGGUUCAGCUGUAGCCAUGGAAGAGUAAAGCUUCAUGAGCCCAUUACGUGUAAAUCGCUUGUCUGUACUCCGCGGAGUAAUCCCAUAGGAGCUGGUGGGAGACUUGUAGAAAGCCUUUUGAUUGGUUCAUACUACAAAACCCUGUAAUUGGUUCAAAUCAGUGAGUCACCGAGAGCACAUUGCAGCACUGGAAUAAUAUAUCAUUGAUAUCAGAGUCACUACAUGUUGCCUUAGGGUGAGGAUUCUGUCUGCAGUGCUCUUAAGGUGACGUCUGCCAUUUUACAUUGUCGUGGAAGAGUCUUCAU
Molecule: messenger RNA, 5593 nt
Organism: Anguilla anguilla (European eel)
Lineage: Eukaryota; Metazoa; Chordata; Actinopteri; Anguilliformes; Anguillidae
Gene: atxn7l1
Product: ataxin 7-like 1
Exons: 11
Coding region: 360-2444 (694 amino acids)
Source: RefSeq, a predicted model, not a curated record